CCCUUUAAAAAUUAAAUACCCUUAGUAGAAGAAUUGUGCCGUAAUACAGUGAAAUGAAAUAGGCGAAAUAUAGAUACUUGUAUAUUUGUAAGAAUGGGGAAAAAAGAGGUUUCGGCGAAUUCUCAGCCGACGAAUGGAAAAAAUGUUCCGGCGUUAAACACGGCCUACGAUCUGGAGUUUCUGUGUACAACAUGCGAGCGUGAUGGUGUACAGAAUGAGGCCAGCAACUACUGUAUGGAAUGUGAGGCGAACCUCUGUCUAAUGUGUGUUGGUCAACAUAAGAAGUUUCCGACGAUGCGAGGUCAUAAAAUUCUAGGAAAGUCCGCUCGUCGGCAUAUCAAUAAAGACGUGGAAGAGGAAGAGAAUCUGUUGGAAUGUCAUAACCAUCCUGGAAAAAUGGUGGACAUGUACUGUCGAGAACACGACGAAGUGUCCUGUGGUGGUUGUAUGGCCGUGUACCACAAGACUUGCUCUGACGUCACUUUCAUAUCAGAAGCUUCGAAGAAUAUUCUGAAAGGCAAAGAUUAUAAAGAUAACAAAGUAAAUGUCAAAAAGAUGAAGAAAGAUUUCGAACAACUCAAGACAGUUGUUGAGAACAGUCUCGUUAAUUUAGCACAGCAGAAUGAUCGCGUGUUGGCAACAAUGAAAGACAUUCGUUUGCGGGUCAAUGAACUUCUUGACGAAAUGGAACGCAAAACUAUCCUUCAGAUGAGAGAGAUAUACACCAGGAAUUCUGUACAGAUUAACGAAGAUAUUCUCCGAUGCGAGGCUGUCUUGAAAUCAAUGCGUCAAUUAGAACGGGAGCUGGACAAACCGUUAAGCCCGACUAACAUGGAGCCAGAUAUUUUCAUAUACACGCACCGUGCCAAGCGUAAACUCAUUGACGGAAAGCAAUAUUUCGCCGCCAUAAAGAGGGGUACGCUAGGAGAAAGAAUAAAGUUUGUUGUCGAGCCAAGCAUCGAAGAAUGGCUAUACAACAUGCGAAAUGGCCUGCUUGGUCAUUUUAUCUUCAAGUAUCGCCUGAAUGAGAUUCACAUUGGUGUUGAAGACGACAAGGAAACAUGUGUUAUUAAUGGCGCAUCUGUCGUAGCAGACGAACGAAUUCUCAUGACCGACUGGGGGAACAAGAAACUCAAAUUGCUUGAUAAAUUUUUCUCCGUCGUGGAUAAUAUCCAACUCCCAUCGGCACCGAAUGACGUUUGCCACAUUUCAACCAAUGAGGCAAUGGUCAGCCUUCCAGACGAGAAAUCAUUACUUGUUGUAAAAGUAGAUCCAAAACUCACACUUGGAAAGAAAUUAGAUAUUGGAGUAGAAGGAAGAGGUAUGGAGUAUUGGGCCGGCGAAUUAUUUAUCAUCUGCGGAGGGUUAGAACAUGAGGUCAAAGGACACUUGCGUAUAUAUACAACACAAGGAAAACUCAUUCGCGCCAUCGAACACGACCAUCUACAAGACGGAAUCUUCUCAAUACCUAUGCGCAUCGCUAUUUCCAACGAUGGCAGCAAGAUUUAUGUAACGGAUGGAGAGAAAGGCCUCAUCACACUGAAAAAAUCAGGGGAAGUAACACCGCCAUUUUCAGACCCGGAAAUGAAAUGGCCAUGGGGGAUUUGCGUGGACAAUAACGACCAGCUAUUUAUCUGCGGUAGCAGUUCUAAUAACGUUGUGCAGGUGCGAGAAAACGCUAAGAUAGGCGUGGCAUUAAGAGCUGAGGACGGGCUCAAAGACCCUAUGUCAAUAUGCUUUUUCCCGGUUGGUUCCCGACUUAUUGUCACCACAAAUAAGUCGAACUUUAUAAAAGUGUUCACACCAAUGUAAACUACACUGCCGAGUAGAACAGCAAAUGUGAAAAGUCAAUUGAUAAUUGGGUGAAACUGAAAAAAUAAAAUCGUCUUGUAAAUUGAAUGUACAUUUGAACAUUAAUUUAUAUUUAAUUAGUUUCUAUCUAUAUACAUGUUAUAUCACUAUAUGAAUGCUUUCUUGUUGUUGUUUUUUUUAAAGAAAAUGGAAAUAAAUUAUUUAUU
Molecule: messenger RNA, 2018 nt
Organism: Ruditapes philippinarum (Manila clam)
Lineage: Eukaryota; Metazoa; Mollusca; Bivalvia; Venerida; Veneridae
Exons: 2
Coding region: 94-1812 (572 amino acids)
Molecular function (GO): zinc ion binding
Source: RefSeq, a predicted model, not a curated record